GCACUUUGACAAGGACAAGUCUGGACGACUUAAUCACCAGGAGUUCAAGUCCUGCUUGCGCUCUCUCGGCUACGACCUGCCUAUGGUUGAGGAGGGAGAGCCGGACCCGGAGUUCGAGUCUAUUCUGGACACCGUGGAUCCCAACAGGGACGGGCACGUCUCGCUGCAGGAGUAUAUGGCAUUCAUGAUCAGCAGGGAGACGGAGAACGUCAAAUCCAGCGAGGAGAUCGAGAGCGCGUUCCGCGCCCUCAGCUCCGAGGGGAAGCCCUACGUCACCAAGGAGGAGCUCUACCAAAACCUGACCCGGGAACAAGCCGACUACUGCAUUUCCCACAUGAAGCCCUACAUGGACGGCAAGGGCAGGGAACUUCCUUCUGCCUACGACUACGUAGAGUUUACACGUUCGCUCUUUGUGAAUUGAUGCGGAACACUAGUGCCGAAAGGCGCGAAGAACACGCUCACGUUUGCUGGCUCUGGCUCUGCAUGUGUCUCCCCGUGCUCUACCGUACUCGAUGUUCCUUGAUGAUGUAACCUUAAACUGCUUAGCUUAAACCUCCUAGGGAAAACAAACGUAUUGCAGUGUGCUUCAAUAAAAGUUACUGGUCGAACCACA
Messenger RNA from Eurypyga helias (sunbittern), 613 nucleotides. RefSeq names its product spectrin alpha chain, non-erythrocytic 1-like. Lineage: Eukaryota; Metazoa; Chordata; Aves; Eurypygiformes; Eurypygidae. The transcript is spliced from 3 exons. The record is from RefSeq and is a predicted model, not a curated record. Gene Ontology annotation, biological process: actin cytoskeleton organization. Gene Ontology annotation, molecular function: calcium ion binding; actin filament binding. The annotation marks the transcript as partial. Gene Ontology annotation, cellular component: plasma membrane; cell junction; cortical actin cytoskeleton.